CCCUGCGCAGGCGCUAUGAAUGGACCUAAACCGCACCCAGGCAUUUACGGUAAACCGAAGUAUGAUUUAGCUUUCUUUGCCGCAUCUACUGCGAGAAUGAAGACCAUUCUCAGCAAUCAGACUGUCGACAUCCCAGAAAAUGUCGACAUUAACUUGAAGGGACGGACAGUUAUUGUGAAGGGCCCCAGAGGCACCCUGCGGAGGGACUUCAAUCACAUCAAUGUAAAACUCAGUCUCCUUGGAAAGAAAAAGAAGAGGCUCCGUGUUGACAAAUGGUGGGGAAACAGAAAGGAACUGGCCACUGUUCGCACAAUCUGUAGUCACGUACAGAACAUGAUCAAGGGUGUUACACUGGGCUUCCGUUACAAGAUGAGGUCGGUGUAUGCCCACUUCCCCAUCAACGUUGUUGUUCAGGAGAAUGGUUCUCUUGUGGAAAUCCGAAAUUUUUUGGGUGAAAAAUACAUACGCAGGGUUCGAAUGAGGCCAGGGGUGGCCUGUUCAGUAUCUCAAGCCCAGAAAGAUGAGUUGAUUCUUGAAGGAAAUGACAUUGAACUUGUGUCAAAUUCAGCUGCUUUGAUUCAGCAAGCCACCACAGUUAAAAACAAGGAUAUCAGAAAAUUUUUGGAUGGUAUCUAUGUAUCUGAAAAAGGAACAGUUCAGCAGGCUGAUGAAUAAGAUCUCAGUGAUCCUGCUGCAGAAACAACAAGAUAGCAGAUGGUUCUAUGGACUCAGUUAUGAUCCUUUAAAGAGACAAUAAAAACUCUUGAUUUG
This is a messenger RNA of Capra hircus (goat), 771 nucleotides long. Its product is annotated as 60S ribosomal protein L9-like. The record is from RefSeq and is a predicted model, not a curated record. The coding region runs from base 16 to 675 and encodes 219 amino acids. The transcript has 2 exons. Gene Ontology annotation, biological process: cytoplasmic translation. NCBI's taxonomy places the organism in Eukaryota, Metazoa, Chordata, Mammalia, Artiodactyla, Bovidae. Gene Ontology annotation, cellular component: cytosolic large ribosomal subunit; ribosome. Gene Ontology annotation, molecular function: rRNA binding; structural constituent of ribosome.